CUGAAAGCAAAAAUGCAAUACACUGAUGCCCAAGCUAAUCCAUCGCUCACCCAUAAUCCCCACAAACUAGUCCCUUUUCCUUGAAACAGAGAUUUUCUGUAUAAACACAUCUUGGAAUUUCUAUUACAGAUCAUCUCUACCACCCGAUCAGAAUCACUUUGAGUGGCUCUGACUACACGGUACGAAGGGGGUUUGGUAUUAAAGAGAUUCUGGAGAGAGUAUUCGGUCUUGACUCGAGUGUUGGUCAUGUUACCCUAAAAGAAAUUUCCCCCCAUUAGCCAAACCUACUGUGAAAAUAGCAUUCUUGAAAGUAAGUGAAAAACUGAUGUAAUCUUUAGGUACAUAAGUACCUAUCAAGCAUGAACAGUUAUUGGAUUUUCUGGUAGAGGUUUUUGGCAGAGUAGCUACCAAAAUCAUACCCGUUUUCCAAAUCGAAGUGAUGAGAUUAAUAUCGCCAUAGUUAUUAGAUUAGUUUUACCUUUACCAAAUAAGCAGAGUCCCCCUCUCUUUCUGUCUGGUUCAUACUUGACAUGAACAUAAUUCUUGGCCGUCCAUCAGUGUGGAAGCAAAUCUCCCUAAAGUCAACAAAAGGAAAAAUAAAGCUAGCUUUUGGCAAAGUAAAAUGCCCACUAGAAAGAAAAGAAUCCAAUGCCCCACAUCACCUUUGUUCACUUCCGUAUGUGAAUUAUCAUACCAAACAUUAACACUUGUUCUCUUCUCUUCCUCAUCUUCUCCCUCUCUCUUUUCACCCACUAGAAGAGUUUCUUUCUGUUUUAGAAGGAAAACUUUUCAACUAGAAAUUCUGUAAAAUCUUGCAAGUUCGUUCUAGUUUUUCGGACUUGGCUUUCCAAUGGGUAAUGUGGUGGAAUUGAAGGUGGAUCUGGACUGUGAUGGAUGCAUCAAGAAAAUCUUGAAGGCUAUUAAGAAAAUGGAAGAUAUCGAAACCUAUGAUCUCGAUACCCGGCUCAAUAAGGUUACAAUUACCGGAAAUGUGACUACAGAAGAAGUCAUCAAAGUUCUUCAAAAGAUUAGGAAGCCUGCUACCAAUUGGGAGGAAGAUGGAGCCCAUUAAGUUGUACAGUGUACACUAAUGGGGAUCAUACAAUCACAUAUAUAUGCACUUGAUUUAUAUAGCAUAAUCAAUGUGCUCUUCUGUAUGAGACGUGGUUGUAUAUCGCUCUUUUUACGUACUUUUGAGAGAUGUUGGAGCCUAUCCUUAUCUUUAUAUCAAUUUUGUGCGAUC
This is a messenger RNA of Rhododendron vialii, 1243 nucleotides long. RefSeq names its product heavy metal-associated isoprenylated plant protein 45. Bases 851 to 1072 code for a protein of 73 amino acids. The record is from RefSeq and is a predicted model, not a curated record. NCBI's taxonomy places the organism in Eukaryota, Viridiplantae, Streptophyta, Magnoliopsida, Ericales, Ericaceae. The transcript is spliced from 3 exons. Gene Ontology annotation, molecular function: metal ion binding.